UUUGGACGCUUCUGAUCCGAACAGCAGUACAAAACCGGCCUUUAAAACGUUAUUGGACUUAUUCGUGAUCAGCCAUGACGACCAAACGGCGGUUGAUCACAGACUCCUUCAAGGUGGUGAAGAAGGCACGAAGAGGAGAGAAGAAGGAGAAGAAACCACCCCCCUCACCUCCACAGAAGGAGACUGAGCCAGGUCCGCUCUCUGUCAGAGAGAUGGAACUGCAGGAGCUGAGACAGUUUGACCUGGAUUUACGUUUCGGUCCCUGCAUAGGUAUCAGUCGCAUGCAGAGGUGGGAGAGAGCGUCUCUUCAUGGGUUAAACCCUCCAGAGGAGAUCAAAGAGCUUAUGCUCACCAGAGACACAGACCCUGACUACACACACUGUCUGUGGAGUGGUUACCCCCUGUGACAAGCACCAGAGAGAGAAGAGGAUGGCUGAUAAAGCUCAAGUUUUCCUCACUCACUUUUGACUCUUUGACACUACGUUCUUUUUAAUUAAAAUACCUCUUUUGUACCAAAAAA
This is a messenger RNA of Osmerus eperlanus (European smelt), 520 nucleotides long. RefSeq names its product DNA polymerase delta 4, accessory subunit (gene pold4). NCBI's taxonomy places the organism in Eukaryota, Metazoa, Chordata, Actinopteri, Osmeriformes, Osmeridae. Gene Ontology annotation, cellular component: delta DNA polymerase complex. Bases 75 to 407 code for a protein of 110 amino acids. Gene Ontology annotation, molecular function: DNA-directed DNA polymerase activity. The record is from RefSeq and is a predicted model, not a curated record. Gene Ontology annotation, biological process: DNA synthesis involved in DNA repair; DNA-templated DNA replication. The transcript is spliced from 5 exons.